Messenger RNA from Symbiodinium natans, 1632 nucleotides. Lineage: Eukaryota; Dinophyceae; Suessiales; Symbiodiniaceae. The record is from the annotation of a GenBank genome assembly.
AUGCAGAUGCGCGGCCCGCCGGAGCCCCACGGCAAACUGCAGGAGAAGGGCGCGCUGCACCAAUUUCAGCCGGGCAUGUUCGUGAUCUUCGUUUCGCACCAGUGGCUCAGCUCUGCGCAUCCGGACCCCCACGGUGAGCAGAUGAAGGUUCUGCGGGAGACCCUUGGUGGGGUGAUUGACGGGACAGUGGAGGUUACAGAAGACAUCGCCUCUCGCCCCGACGAGAAGCGCCUGUCGCCUGGCACUCGCCAACAGAUCGCCGACGGGUUCCUCUUCCUCGACUGGUUCGCGAUCCCUCAGAUCACAGCUCGGAUGCCCGGAGUCAAUGAGGAGGCCACGAAGACCGACGCGGCUCUGGCGGUUCAGAGCAUUCCGGCCUAUGUGGAGCUCUGCAAUCUCUUCCUGGCAUUGGUGCCGCAGCUGCCUCACAAAGAUUCGGCUCAGCACGUGAACUAUGCCACGUGGAUGUCCCGAGGGUGGUGCCGUGCUGAGUUGUGGUGCCGACUUCUGUCAAGCAAGUCCGACACCUCCGUCAUUGUUGUGUACUCUGCCACGGACGCCGAGUUUAUGUUCCCACUGGACUGGCAGAACAGAAGCAUUGUGGAUGGGGAUUUCACCAUUGAAGCCGACCGCGCAGCGGUCGUCCGACUGGGUGAGGCGGCCGUGGAAGGUAAGAUCCGGCACUUGCAAGAGAAAGGCCCUUUGUCCGACUACCGCUUUUGGGCAGCCCUAUGCCCGAACCUCCUUCGUCGGCAGAGGAAAUGGAGACACUUGGACGAAUUCCUGCGACACUUCCAGUUUGCCAACUUGAGAGAAGCCGUGGAGGACGACACCGGCAUGAAUGCAGUCAUGUGCGCGGUCUUUUCUGGCGACGCCCAGACUCUGCGACUGCUGGCAGAGAGCCGUGCAAACAUGAACCACGCCCUCGAAGGCAUGAGCAGUCUUGGGUACUUCGAUACGCAGACGGCACUGAUGGCAGCAGCGAAGUCGCGGCAGGAGGCUGCAGUCCUCGCGACACUCCUCGAACUUCGCGCUGAUGUCAAUGCCCGCGCCAGAACUGGCCUGCAUGUGCUAUUCUUUUGCCGAACACCCGAGCAUGUGAAGACACUCAUGGAACAUCGUGCAGAGAUGCCACGGGACAUCUUGAGUGGCGCUGCGUCCUUCGCCUGUCCGGAUACAGUUCAAGCGCUUAUCUCGUACCGCUGCGACCCCGGCAGGGCUUCACCAGUUUCGGCCAGUGGGAAUGCCAGCCCACUGCAUGCUGUCGCAUUGCUUUCGCGCGGCAAUCGCAGAGCAGUGGAGACUGCCAAGCUGCUUUUGGCACAUCGUGCUGAUGUGAACUUGCCCUACGUGCCGCCAAGAGCCCUUACUUGGAAGAUCCGAACAGCUCGCCUCCGAACGGCGGUCUUCGGAUAUUCAAACUGCAACAUGAUGACGCGCUUGUAUGCUGACUUUCCCGGCAUCUCACCCCUGGGCGUCGCGACCCUGGUUGGUCACGAGCAGCUGAUCCAGCUCUUCCUCGAGUUUGGGGCUGAAUCCUUCGCCAACGACGCCGGCCGCGAGCCCGAAGAUCUGGCUCAAAGCAGCCACCACCAUAAUCUCCUCCCCAUGCUGGCCACGUUCGCGACGUAG